UGACUGAGGAUAAUAGGCGAGAGUGUGCCAGGCAGCCGCACCGAUCGGACGGAACUGGCGAGCGGUCGGGGGAACAGCAAGAGAAAAGUAAAAAUGUUCCGUGAGCUGGUGUCGACGGCAGCGGCAGCUUUAGGAAGGAAGGACGUAGGGAGCGGCCAAGUUAUUCUGUCUCUCAAGGAUGAACUGGCGCGUCGCCAGGAGGAGGGUGCCCACAGGAUGGUCGAGCGACAGGUGGCCCUUCAGGUAGCCUUUUGCAGGGAGCGGCUCACGUGGCUGCUGCCGAUGGUGGGGCUCUCCGCGGCCUUCCUUGUGGCUGGCUACCGCGUCACUAGGAGCAGCGUGGUCCUCUACCCGCUCGUGCCCAUGUCCUUCGCCGUCUUCUACCAAUGUGACCUCGCCUACGGCAGCAAGACCAAUAGGAUUAAAGGCAUUGCUGAGCGUAUCCUGGCCGAGGAGGCGAGUAUGGUACACGUUCCUGAGUGGCACUACACCGGCAUGACCCCGGGAUGACCGCCACACCAGAAUGGGCCUCGAAUUAUGACCCGCCCCCCAACACACACACACACACACACACACACACACACACACACACACACACACAGUCAUACCCAACACUUUGCUGCUACCUGUUUUUCUUUAUUACUCUUACGACCCAUUUAGAAAUCCCUUGACAGUUCCUAUAAGUAUAACAUGAACUUUCUUACUCCCAUAGGCUAUAACUGCGCGUGGCUCAGUGCGACGGAGAUGAGCGCCCAGGCCACGCGCAGAUGGUACGCAUUUUUUUUUUUUUUUUUUUUUUACAACAAAGGAGACAGCUCAAGGGCACAAAAAAAGGAAACAAUAAUAAAAAAAAGCCCGCUACUCGCUAAAGCUUAAAUUUACGUUAUCUUAGACCUGGAAGACUUAUGCAGAAAUCAAGAUCAGCUUUUACUCCGCAAGGAAAGGAGUUGGAUAUGGAAGGAAGGGAGAGGUAUGACUUUUGUUAGUAUGACGGGCCGUCCACUCUGUUUUGUUGGUCUUUCUCCUCCUUCUGGACAGCACGUCUGUUGUUGUAUUUGUUGUUGUUGUUGUUGUAGUUGGGCAUAACAAAAAUCCCGCUAAUCAUUGUUUCUUCUCUUUCUUUUUCUUCCUUUUUUUUGUCUUGUUUCUCUGACGACGAAAAUAAAUGAUGACGAUGUACUUAGACAACGAAGGCUGACGAUUUACAUUCGCAAGCCAUACAAAUCUGUCCUGUGUCGUUCACUCCUGUAGGCUACUCUUUUGACAAAGGUCGCCACGACCCGAUGCACACACACAAAUGUAUGUAAAUCAUUUUAUAAACGCACGAAUAAAAUAACAAAAACUA
Molecule: messenger RNA, 1345 nt
Organism: Eriocheir sinensis (Chinese mitten crab)
Lineage: Eukaryota; Metazoa; Arthropoda; Malacostraca; Decapoda; Varunidae
Product: plasminogen receptor (KT)-like
Exons: 3
Coding region: 94-510 (138 amino acids)
Biological process (GO): positive regulation of plasminogen activation
Cellular component (GO): plasma membrane
Source: RefSeq, a predicted model, not a curated record